This is a messenger RNA of Lontra canadensis (Northern American river otter), 1430 nucleotides long. It is a transcript of the gene JDP2, whose product is annotated as Jun dimerization protein 2. Lineage: Eukaryota; Metazoa; Chordata; Mammalia; Carnivora; Mustelidae. Gene Ontology annotation, biological process: regulation of transcription by RNA polymerase II. The transcript is spliced from 5 exons. Gene Ontology annotation, cellular component: nucleus. The record is from RefSeq and is a predicted model, not a curated record. Bases 296 to 925 code for a protein of 209 amino acids. Gene Ontology annotation, molecular function: DNA-binding transcription factor activity, RNA polymerase II-specific; RNA polymerase II cis-regulatory region sequence-specific DNA binding.
CACACAGCUAGUAAGGGGCAGAGCUUGGAUUCCCCUUCGGAUGAUGGGGCUCCAUCGUUCCUACUGUUUGCCUGCCUCCCUGUCCUGCCUGCAGAGCUGAGGCCCCCAUCGGAGACACCGGUGCCACGCCCCUGUUCUCGGUUUUAGAGUUUUCUCCGUUCUUUUGCUCCUUGCCUUCUGGAUCAUCUUAUCUUUUGGAAGCUGAUUUACCCACCUCAUUUCAGAUUCCAGGAGAGAGAUCAUUCCAGAUGAUUCCUUAGCUCCAAGAACAGGCUGGGCUGCCGCUCCUCCUGCUAUGAUGCCUGGGCAGAUUCCAGACCCUUCCGUGACUGCAGGCUCUCUGCCAGGGCUCGGCCCCCUUACCGGACUCCCCAGCUCGGCUCUGACUGCAGAGGAGCUGAAAUACGCUGACAUCCGCAACAUUGGGGCCAUGAUCGCCCCCUUGCACUUCCUGGAGGUGAAGCUGGGCAAGAGGCCCCAACCCGUGAAAAGUGAGGUCCACUGGCAGCAUGGACUCAGAGUUGGGAAACUGGGUCAUCUCGCCGGUGAGCUCCGCUGGCUGAACAACGCUGGAGCCAGCCAAGCUGCUCUCCCUUCUACCACGUCCCCAAGACACAAGACCACUUGGCCUGAGCUAGAUGAAGAAGAGGAACGGAGGAAAAGACGACGGGAGAAGAACAAAGUGGCCGCAGCCCGAUGCCGAAACAAGAAGAAGGAACGCACAGAGUUUCUGCAGCGGGAAUCUGAGCGGCUGGAACUCAUGAAUGCGGAGCUGAAGACCCAGAUUGAGGAGCUGAAGCAGGAGCGACAGCAGCUCAUUCUGAUGCUGAACCGGCACCGCCCCACCUGCAUUGUCCGGACAGACAGCGUCAAGACCCCUGAGUCUGAAGGCAACCCGCUGCUCGAGCAGCUAGAGAAGAAGUGACCAUGGGCUGGGAACAGGAGGAGGAAGACGAGGAGGACGAGGAGGAGGAUUUGGGAAGAGGGGAGAGAACCAGGGCUCCCAGAGGGCCCUUCCUUGCUGCAUGACAAACUUGACAACGAGGCUCAGCCCAGCCAGCGCUGGCCGGGCUUUUUUUUUUUUUUUUGUGAAACUCCGAUCAGCCACAUAAGGGGAAGAAUGGGCUGACGAAACCAGAAGGACCAAGCGCUGAGACCAAAGUCGACCCUCGGAUGGAGCUGCCAUUGCCGGGGGCCCAGCUCGAAGGAGGCAGGACAGAGACCCCUGGCCAGAGAGACACCCCAGCGAAUGGCCUGGGGCGCCGCUCUGACCUCUCCACUGGGUGCCCGCGGAGAGACCUCGGAGCAGCCAGGAAAAGCCUUGAGUUGCAAACGAAAUGUGGCUGGGCAUGGAACUCAGAGACCAACUGCAGCCUGCCUGCCCCCGGCCCUGCCUCCCGACCCUGCUGCGAGGCCACCAGGGUCCAGCU